GGAAGACUCAUUUACUUGCAGACAUUCUUUUAUAGUUUCUAGCUCUUUGUCUUUCUUUCGUUAACAUCGCAUCCCCCACAUUCACUUCCGGCGGAGAAUCCAACACUUUGAAAAACAAUCAUUUACAAUUAACGGAAACUUAACUUAAAUGCUAAGGGCGUCAUUUUAUUCAUCAGAGCUCGACUCCGGCACCACCGAUUCUGUCGCCUCCUCUCCUCGUUCUGAUCACCAUGAUCUCCAUUUUUCACGUGUACGAUUCAUGUGCAGCUUCGGAGGCAAAAUCCUCCCCCGUCCCCACGAUAAUCAGCUCCGUUAUGUUGGUGGUGAUACCCGCAUAGUUGCCGUUCACCGCUCCACCACCUUCUCUGCUCUAUUCACCAAGCUCUCAAAGCUUGCUGGUGGGAGUAAUAUUAGCGUGAAGUAUCAGCUGCCUAACGAGGAUUUGGAUUCAUUGAUCUCGGUCACCACUGAUGAGGAUGUGGAGAACAUGAUGGAGGAGUAUGAUCGCAUAGCACAGAAUCAAAACCCAAGAUCAGCUCGGCUUCGUCUCUUUCUCUUUACUAAAGGUGAUGAUGAUUCCCGAGCUAGUAGUAUCAGCUCGCUCUUUGACGGCGCGGCUAACCGAGAACACUGGUUCUUUGACGCUCUCAACAGCAGCGCGACGCUUGAGCGUGGACCUUCAGAGGCUUCCUCCAUUGUUUCUGAAGUACCCGAUUACUUAUUCGGGUUGGAUAAUUCUGAUGAGACGCAGCCUCGUGAACUAAAAAUGAAGUCUCGAUUUGUUUUGCAUGAGCAUGUAUCGGUAUCGGAUCCGGGUUCUCCUGCUCCGGUUGUUUCCUUGCCGUUUUGCUCCACUUCAUCCGCACCUAUUGUUCCAUCCAUGCCUGAUCUACCUUCGGUCAAGGCUAAACCCGAUAACCCGGUUGCGAAAGUAGAGUCAAAGCAGAGUGGUCAAGUGGAUGGCUAUGCAGAGACCAUGGAGCCACAAACGCAGCAGCCAAUACAGCAAACCGGAUAUUCGGGUCAACCCAUGUGGCAAUAUGUUCCUGAUUCACAUUACUCGGGUCCUGCCGUACAACAAAUACCCGUUUAUUAUGUUCCUGGUCCGGUUCAACCCGCAAGUGCUCCGCUGCAGCCUGUUCCUAUUCGAGCCCAAUAUAUUCAACAACAAUAUCCCGUUCUUGGGGGUCAAGUGCCUGUAGGGUACCAUCAGCCAGUGGCGGGUUCGGGUCAAGUAUAUGGUGGAGCUGUGAGGCCCGUUGUGACGAUGGAUCAUGCAUAUGAGCGGACAAUGAGAGUAGUUCCAGCUGAGGGAGUGAACCAGCAGGUGUAUUACGGGGUUAGAAAUGCGGGUUUGGUUCAGGGGUAUCCGGGUAUGAUUGUACCAGGAGGAGAAGGAUUAGGAAGGACUGGAUCCGAUGUGAAGCCGGGUCGGAUCUCAGAGUCCUGUUGAAGGGGUGAAGUAGAGUAAAUUAAAUUAAUGUUGUCAUAUUUGCGUUUGUUUAUGGUUCUUGGUAAUUGUCAUGUGGAUUGUAACUGAGUUGAAUAUGUUUGAUCAGAA
Messenger RNA from Mangifera indica (mango), 1561 nucleotides. RefSeq lists its product as uncharacterized. The record is from RefSeq and is a predicted model, not a curated record. Lineage: Eukaryota; Viridiplantae; Streptophyta; Magnoliopsida; Sapindales; Anacardiaceae. Gene Ontology annotation, molecular function: protein binding. The coding region runs from base 149 to 1453 and encodes 434 amino acids. The transcript is spliced from 2 exons.